Styela clava is the source of this 1486-nucleotide messenger RNA. RefSeq names its product damage-control phosphatase ARMT1-like. NCBI's taxonomy places the organism in Eukaryota, Metazoa, Chordata, Ascidiacea, Stolidobranchia, Styelidae. Gene Ontology annotation, molecular function: phosphatase activity. Gene Ontology annotation, cellular component: nucleus. The record is from RefSeq and is a predicted model, not a curated record. Gene Ontology annotation, biological process: DNA damage response.
UCUUUUUUGCCUUUCUGGCAUCCAUUCAUCAAUGAACGGGGGAUUUGCCACAAGGGGAAUUCCCUCAAGCGGCUGUUGCACUUUUUGGUAGAGGGUUAUUGCAAAAUCACGCUUGCGGCCUUCUCAAUACAAAUCGAAAAUGUCUGAUUCCUUACCGAAGCCUCUUUCUGCCAGAUAUAAAGAGUCCUUUGCUUAUGAAACUGUCAAGGAUCGCAUGCCUGUUAUUUUGACAAAAGCAAUUGAUGCGUGUCACAAACAAAUAGAACCAUAUCAUGAAAAGUAUGGAGAGAAAGGAGCAGAAGAUGUUAAAAAAGUAAUUGGUCAGAUGUCAAAGUUACGGAAUGAAUUGAUGACAGAUAAACCAUUUGUUGAAUUGGAUGAUGAUUUGAGGGAUGCAAGUGAAUGGAAUGAUUGUUUGAAUGAACUUAAAAAUUCCCAAGAUGAAAAACCUUCUUACUUCACAUCUCCAUGGCUGUUUUCAGAAUGCAUGAUGUAUAGAAGAAUUUCAGGAAUAUUACAAAACAGUGAUUUCAUGAAAUCGUUUGAUCCUUACCAAGACCAAAAGAGAGUGGCAUUAGACAAUGCAAUACCUGGUCUAAUAACUAUGGCUGAUCAUUUAAAAAAAAUUUCGGAAGAAAGGAAUUUAAUUCAAGAUACUGAGUUAUUGAAAUGUUUUCAAACAUUUCUUAAGGCAUCAUUGUGGAGCAAUAGGUUUGAUUUAUCUUUAACUGCUGGUGAAAACAAAGAUCAUGAAUCUCAUAACCCGGUAGAAACAUUACAAGAGUUGGAAUCUUACUUACUCGCUGAUAAUUCAGAGGCAAUAUUCAAACAUCUUUGUAAUGUUAAACAAUCUGGCAACAAAAUAAGAGUGGACAUGGUCAUUGAUAAUGCUGGAUUUGAGUUUUCAUCUGAUAUAAUGUUGGCAGAAUUUCUACUUGAAUCGAAGAUUGCUGAUUCUAUUCAGUUUCAUGUAAAAUGUAUUCCAUGGUUUGUAUCAGAUGUUACCUUUGAAGAUUUUGACUACACACUCAAGACUUUGUCUCAAACUGAAAACAAGGUUUUGGCUAGUUAUGGAAAGCUGUGGCUCAAGAGAUUACAAGAUAGGACUUUCCUAGUUGCACCGAAAGAGAAUUCUCAAUUUUGGACACUCUCAAGGCCUUAUUCAGAAAUGCACAAACAUGAUCCGAAAUUAUAUCAACGAUUGGAGUCAUCUGCACUUAUUAUAUUUAAAGGUGACAUGAAUUUUAGGAAAUUGGUGAGCGAUCUUGCUUGGGAUAGUGAGAUACCCUUUGCCACCUCAGUCCUGGGCUUUAGUCCUGCCCCAUUAUGUACUCUUAGGACUUUGAAAGCUGAUGUGGUAGUGGGAUUAGCACCAGGUGAAGCAGAAGAUGCUGCUAAAAAGGAUGAAGAUUGGAUGGUUUCUGGAAAAUAUGCAAUCAUACUUGCUCAUUUAGACGCUUAGGAGUGUAUUUUAACAGGAUUAUGA